CCUUCUCUUCUAAGAUGGCCUUCUCUCAAUGGCUUCGAUAUAACCAAACUUCUUUUCCUUUUCCACGAUUCCUGCGCAUUCGAGAAUCCAUAGGAGCUCCGGCGAUCGUCGCGUUGUCUGAUCUGUAUACCAUGGCCGAGGAGCGGCAACUGAGGCUAGAUUUGAAGGAGUUGAGCAUCGCCAAGAGACCCCGAGUCGUCUCCUUCCUCGCAUUCGAGAUCCGCGUCCUAGACGCUAAGCGGCAGCACAAAAGGCCGCAGUCUCAGCGGAAAAGGCGCCUGUUGAUGCUGGUGGUUUCAAGCUAUGUCACUCUUGGAUCGUUCAGCUGGGAUCAAGACAAUGACAAGAUAAAGAUCUAUAUAUCUAUUGAAGGCGCAGACCAAGAGAAGGUGGAUGCUGUUUUUAAGCCGGUGUCUGUUGACCUCAAAUUGCAUGAUAUUAAUGGGCAGAACUAUCAGUUCUCUAUUCCAAAAUUGAACAAGGAGAUUUCGCCUGACCAGUGUAAGUUGGUAGUCAAACCCACCAAAGUUAUUGUUACUCUUGUCAAAACUUCCAGGGGAAAUUGGCUGGACCUGCACUUUUAAGGAAGACAAGGUACUUGUAGUUUCAUAAAUUUUAGGUUCUGUUAUGGUAAAUUCAUGUGUAUUAAUACUUUCCAGUGCUCCUUACAUGCUUCUAAAACUUACCAUUUGUAGUCUUACCCGGCAAAAAUUAUAUGAAGCACAUAACAUAGGCGGUAUACAUGCGCCUGGAAAAGAGACAAGUAGAAUUUGGUAUGUUUGCAAAUACAAAACAGGAUUGAAAUGGUAGUUGCAAUACUAUGCACAUUUACCCACUCCUGUUUCUCGUAUACCUGUGCAAAUUGUAACAAGAUGU
Molecule: messenger RNA, 876 nt
Organism: Zingiber officinale
Lineage: Eukaryota; Viridiplantae; Streptophyta; Magnoliopsida; Zingiberales; Zingiberaceae
Product: calcyclin-binding protein-like
Exons: 3
Coding region: 15-584 (189 amino acids)
Molecular function (GO): ubiquitin protein ligase binding; S100 protein binding; tubulin binding
Source: RefSeq, a predicted model, not a curated record